UGUAUUUCGCAACUUGAGUAAUGAUUUAGGUGCACGCGGGAUGUUAGUAGAUAUUUUGAAAAAGGGUCGGUGCUAGGAGGAUCACCAAUACUGUGUGCUAAUUAAUUAGCGCAUUUCUUGAUUUUAGGGGCUUUACACACUCAAAUAAUUCAAUCUACGUAACGUCUCCCCUGGACUUUGUAUGCGAUAUAUCGAAAUCGUUGCUUUCGAACGCCUUCUCAAGAUCUUCGUCGUUUUCCAACUACUUUUUGCGGACGAAUCAACAUCCACCGAAGACUUAUGGCCAUGUGGCGGCAGCUCGCUGACGAUGACGUUGAAUCUCUUCUGCGCGUCGCAGACAUCAUUGACACCGAAUUGCCAGAGAGCCAUGAUGUCGUUGCAGAACGAUUAAAGCUAUUCCCGGAUGGCUGUUUAGCGCUUACAGAGAACGGAGAACUCUGUGGGUAUGCCAUUUCACAUCCUAUUCGUCGUCGCCAGCCUCCAGCAUUGGACAGUCUACUUGGAGGGAUAGCUCUCGACGCAGACCAGUACUACAUCCACGAUGUUUGCGUCCUACCUGAGCUCCGUGGGAAGGGUCUAGCCGCGCAAGCCAUCAGCAAGCUCCUUGGAAUUGCCGAACGUUACUCAAGCGCCUGUCUCGUGUCUGUUUAUGGAACCGCGCGAUUCUGGGCACGCUACGGUUUCCUCCCGCCACCAUCUAUCGACGAAGUUCUGUUGGUCAAAGUACGCGGAUAUGGAGACGAUGCUACCUAUCUUGAACGUCUUAAAGUAUAGUAAUAGCCUUGUAAGUGGCUCCGAUCGUAUCCCGAGCCUGUCAACCAGAAAAGAGAAUGCGGUCCGACCGUUCAGCGCCUAUUAGGAUGGCUAGUUAGAAAUUUUGAACCGCUUUUGAGAUCAAUUAUGUCGACAUAUAACCGCACCCACCUUUGCAUAUACCCAGG
This is a messenger RNA of Hypoxylon trugodes, 941 nucleotides long. Its product is annotated as acyl-CoA N-acyltransferase. The transcript has a single exon. Gene Ontology annotation, molecular function: acyltransferase activity, transferring groups other than amino-acyl groups. The record is from RefSeq and is a predicted model, not a curated record. NCBI's taxonomy places the organism in Eukaryota, Fungi, Ascomycota, Sordariomycetes, Xylariales, Hypoxylaceae. The coding region runs from base 280 to 774 and encodes 164 amino acids.